Molecule: messenger RNA, 3589 nt
Organism: Toxotes jaculatrix (banded archerfish)
Lineage: Eukaryota; Metazoa; Chordata; Actinopteri; Toxotidae
Gene: basp1
Product: brain abundant, membrane attached signal protein 1
Exons: 2
Coding region: 134-790 (218 amino acids)
Source: RefSeq, a predicted model, not a curated record
GUACCGUGCAGCAGGCACAAGCCGCUAGGCGCGCAGGAGAAGCCGCAAAGAAUUAGAGCAGCCGCUGCUUGAAACUGCGAGGAGAGCAGAGGGAGCGUCGGAACUUCAGUGUACACGAAGCCAGAAAUCCAAAAUGGGAGGCAAGCUCAGCAAAAAGAAGAAGGGAUACAAUGUAAAUGAUGACAAGGCCAAAGACAAGGAUGCCAAAGCAGAGGGGGCCUCUGCUGAGGAGAGUGAAGCACCGAAAGACAACAAAGAUGAGGCCCAGGCUGCCGCUGACGCCAAGGAGGUAGCAAACGACACAGCGGCCAAGGAGGCGCCGGCAGCAGACACCGCAGCGCCCAAAGAUGAGGAAAAGAAUGCAGCUCCCGCCGCAAAGGAGCCCGAGAAACCCGCCACCAAUGCUGAGCCGAAAACAGAGGCGCCAAAGAGCGCAGAGUCUGCCAAGGCCGAGGAGAAACCAGCUGCCCCCGCCCCGGCCAAAGAAUCAACCCCUGCCGCCAAGGAGCCCGAGGCCAAGGCCGCGGCACCUACCCCGGCGGCUGAGAGCAAAGAUGAGGCCGACGCCAAAAAGACUGAGGCCCCCGCGGCACCAGCAGCCAAAGCUGAGGCGGCCCCCGCCGCCUCCCCUGACCCCAAGCCCACAGAGGCGGCGGCGGCGGCGGCUCCUGCACCAGCAAAGGAGGCCGCUGCUGCACCUAGUUCAACACCAGCCACCGAGCCUCCUGCCAAGGAGGCAAACGCCACAGAGGCACCAAGCAAGGAUCAAACCGUAGCAGUUCAAGAUUAAUGGACAGCUUCUUUUCGGAAAUGAAAAAAUAAAGUACCUAACUCAACGAUGAUGAAGAUAAAAAAAAUUAAAAUGAAAUUAACUAGCCCACCCAUAUUAUGAUAAUAACAAUAAUAAUAAUAAUUGUAAUGAUGAUGGUUUGGUGAAUGAGGACUGGAGCAAACACCUGGAGAAGGUUCCCACUGCUGCAGAUGAUUAUUGCUAUUAUUAUUGUUAUGUUUUAUUCUAUUUUUUUCUGCUGUAGUAUUUGAACUUUGAUACGAGUCUGUGUCGGCCAUGCGCUUCACCAUUCCACAUCCAUCACCCCUUCAUCCUUCAUAUGGUCAAGAGGUUUAACCUGAUUUCCAUCUGGGCCCACAGAAGCCCUGUGUUCAUACGUUCACCUGCACCCUCUGCUCUGUGGAUGUCAGGAAAUUCUAAAUUUAGGGAAAUGGCUCUGAGGGAAGGAGGGGAAGGGUUUGGCUGGACUUCCAUUGAACCCGUCCACUCUUCAGCUCUCUCCCCUCCACUCAUCCUCCUCUUCAGAGUGUCGUGUUCUUGGCUUUGGCCUGGUACCUCUAGUUUUCUGGUGCCGUGGAGUUGUGGUUGUGCCCUUAUUUAACCCUCUCUGCUUUUUGUAUUGUCAGGUUGUGUUGCCACCCAUUUUCCUCUUGGGGUUAAACGCCAUUUUUUCUGAAAGGAGAGAACUGAACUUCUAAAAGACGUUACAUUUACUGUGAGGACUGAGGAUGUUCAGGCUUUCUAAGACAUUCUGGAAGUUGAAAAAGGCUGGCUCUGCAGAACAAAACUCUCAGACAUAUAAAACAGUCCUAGGAAUUUUUCAGAUAAGGUUCUAGAUUUUGUACUGAAACCCUUAGGUAUAUUAUAAGUGAACUAAGUGGUUUUUUAACAUUUGUAAUAUGCUUAUAAAAUCUGCAAAGCCUUGCUGAAAAAAAAUGUCUACAAUGUUCUUAGAAAGGUGGAAAUCUCUGAUCCUACAUCCAAAUCUAAAGACAAAUUCUUGCAGAUAAUAAGAUUUGUUUUUAAAACACCUAUCUACUGCUGACCGGAGUGAAACAGGCUUUACAAUCAUGACACAGAGACUGUUUGAACUUGCUUAAGAUGCCAAGACAGUGACGUUUACUGCAUCGACAGGAGAGUUCAGAGAGUGUAGACUAAAUCAACGAAACUGGCUCUGAAGUUCUUUCAGUCAGUUUCUGGACUGAACAGUCCAACAUUCAACUUAACUCAAGAAUUAGCAGCAAAAAUCUUUAAAUUUACACCAAAAUGAAAAUUUGUGAGUAAAUCUUGGAAUAAAAACUAUGAAACUAUGAUUCUCUGGUUUUUAGGUGAGUUUAAGCUUUUUAUGAUAAUUUGCAGUUUUUAAAAAAAUCGACCUUUUUCAGCGUACGUUUUGAGAUUGUGGAGUUUGGUAUUUUCCUGACCUUGAGAUUUACUUUGUCUCUGUCAUUUCAUUCUCAGUUAUAAAUGUUUUUUUUGUGACAAAGGCAAAUUAAAUACAUCGAGGAAUGUGCCGCAAUUACAAAAUGAUGUUGAAACAGGUAACUAACUUUAGUAAAACACUGAAAGUUUGAUGUAGUUCUAGCACGAGCAGUUUAAAGCAGUUUGUCCCGUGGGGCAAACCUCGCCACUGUGGUAUCUAAGCAGGUGAAAACACCGCAGACGAGGCUGUUUGCAGCUGGUGUUCGGCCCGAGUCUGUUUCCAAUCGGCUCAGUGACGCUCGGUCAUCAGCAGCCUGACCCCUCUGAGGACACGAGUCAGGAUUUCAGUCAAUGAUCAGAGCCGUCAGCAACCUCCUCGAUCUACUAUGAUCCAUGUUUCUGUGGCAACCAUACACCAUGUUGUCAUUAUGGGAUGGAAGAGCCUUGCACAUGAAAGGGAGCCUCUGAUUUUGUCAUUUUCAUGCCUCAUGCAUUUUCCUUUACUUCUCAGGAAUAUAUAAUACAUGCAUGUACAUAUAUGCAGCAGUGGAAGGAAGUACAUAGUACACGCAACUAUACUCAUGUAGAAGUAUCAUUUGAAACAAAAGUCCUGCCCUGUCAUUUAUAUAUAAGUAAAAAGUGUCUGAAGUAAAAGAAAGAAAGAAAGAAAGAAAGAAAGAAAGACAUACUGAAGCAUCCAAAAGUACCGCAGUGGAUUGAAAGAGAGGAAAUAUUAAAACAAGGAAAGAGGAGACAAAGGAAGGAAAGAAGUACACAAGAAAGGAAAGAAAUAAGGAAAGACUGAAGGACAACAAACAUAAUUUUAGGAUCUUAUCUCAUAAUGAAUGGACAAUCUGAAUUUGCAAAUUAAGCCUCCUGAGUAAGUUACCAGCAGUGCAAAACUGUACGCAGCCGCAGCGAUUUAACAAACGUGCUUUCAUACUUUCCCCACAUUUGCAUAUAUGUAGAUAUAUGUAUAUAUAUUUGCUCAUCUCAGCCAUCCAUAUGCCAGCUUUUCAGUUUCAUCCAUGUGCCACACAGCGUCUUCCUCCCAGCACUUGUCAAACCGUAGCAGAAACACUCGAGGAGCGCUGUGUGUCACAUGGUUCGGUUUUUCUUCCUCUCUUGACUCAGUAAAUUGCAUGUCCGUGGUUGGGUGAACCUGUAGUCCUGUCUUUUUGGUCAAGUGGAAUAAAAAUUAUUUCUCAGUCUGCAUCCAUGGCAACUACAGUUGAUAUUUUCAUCCCAUGUCUCACCACCGCUAUUUCCACCACCACACGUUCAUUCAAACUAACAAAAAGAUGAUAUGGAAAUUGAUGCAUUCAAAAUUAUAUGUACUUGUAUAAAUGGUGCAACAGUAAUAAAAUGUAAGAAAUU